CAUAUUAUAGAUUUCCAGUACGAGAAACAUACAUAAUUUAAGUUUAAUUUCCAAAGGCAAUGGACAAUGGACGUUUAGAACCGUUUGAAACGCUCGAGAAAGAUUAUUACUUGGGUGAGCGUAACGGUUGGUAUAGUGAUGGUGAACAAAGAGACAGCGAAAGUUCUGAUGACGAAUUACGCGAACAAUUAUCAGAAUUAGCUGGCAUGCGGUGCGAAUCUGGGAAAGGAAGACAACAUGGAAAAGUGAAGAAGUUGGAUAAAUUUGAAUCAGAUAUGGACAGUGAACUGAGCGAAAAUUUUGUGACACAUACAUCGAGAAUGUUUUCGUCAUCGAUGAAAAGAAGUGGAAGAAAUUUAGAAAUUGGCGGCGAAAAUGAGAUGGAUGCAGAAAGUAGUGGCAGCAAAACUGUACAGAAUGACAGCACUUCAAACACCGAUCCUACCUCAUCAACAAAUAACAAGGACUCAUCAAAUAACUCCGUGAAAUCGGUGACUUUCGAAAGCCAGUUGGGCAAACAUACGAACGCUAAGCAGAGCUCAAAAUCUUCCAAUGAUAGUAAAAAAAGUGAAGUUGAAUUCUACGAUUCGGAUGAAGAUGAAGACAAUGAACGCUGGGUACGUCAUCAUCGCGAACAACUGAAAAUCGUAAAGUCCUUGAAUAAUUCUCCCAAAAAGGAUACGAGAACUAAGCAAAAAAAGGAUCAGGACCAUGAAACGGAUGCAGUACUAUCAUGUCCUGCAUGUAUGUCGUUAUUAACAAGGGAUUGCCAAAGACAUGAGCUGUAUCUUAAUCAGUAUAGGGCUAUCUUUGUGGAAAAUUGCAAUGUGGUGGAAAAUGAAGUGUUAUUUCUGCCCCAGUCAGGGAAAAAUAAGAAGGCUCGGAAAAACGCUGCAGGGCUUAAACCGAAUGCUGUCGUUGAUCCUGCCAAUAUUACAACGCUUCCGAAGGAAGAUUUAUUUCAUCCAGUCCUUUGUAGUAUUUGCGCCACAAAUGUUGGAGUAUGUGAUUUUGAGGAGGUUUUUCACUUUUUCAAUGUUCUUACAGGUUAUGCUUGAAGGCUGUAUGGUAUAAUGAUUUAAUUAAAUGUUUCACUGGCAAUUCCUCAUAUCUAUAUUUUUUGAUUGUUGUGAUUCUUAGUAUUUGUGACAAAUUCGCUUUAUUAAAGUUCAUCGCAUCUAAUAGUGCUUCCCAUGACUUUCUGCGGCAUUCAUUUUGUGAAUCUGUCAAGAGUUGCUUUUUGAAAUCUCUUCAGAGUUUAAUGCUUUACCAGUGAUGUUCAUUUUGCUAAAGGAAUGAAUGCAGUUGAGCCAUGUUUGACAUUUCAGUAUAUUGCAGCAUUGCAUGACACUG
Molecule: messenger RNA, 1353 nt
Organism: Loa loa (African eye worm)
Lineage: Eukaryota; Metazoa; Nematoda; Chromadorea; Rhabditida; Onchocercidae
Exons: 9
Coding region: 60-1058 (332 amino acids)
Biological process (GO): positive regulation of cell population proliferation
Cellular component (GO): nucleus
Source: RefSeq, a predicted model, not a curated record